UGCAUUGUGCUAGACGCUAUUAUUAUUAUUAAACAGAUUGUCACUGUAUGCCUGUGUACGUACACAUCACACACGUGCAAAUCGAUGUUGUGUUCAGUUGUGUUUACAUCGUGAUCGAGACGUCGGUUUUUGUGAACUUCGGGGAACGAGGUGAUCCCUUUUUCCCAACGAAUGUUUAUGACCUUGUAUUACAAAGCUGUCCAACCUCGACGAGUGAGUAUUUGAGUCGCGAGAGAAAGCAAGAUUAACGAAUGUCUUUGGAUAGAAAGGAACAGAAGCGAGCCAGCAUGCCGGAGCCUGUGAAUCACCAGGUGAAUGCCGCUCGUAAGACGUUCCAGACCUUAUAUCAGAUUUCUAAACUGUUGAACACCAAUCUGGAUCCAACUACCCUGAGCAUCUGCAUUAGACUCUGUGAGAACGGAGUAAAUCCACAUGCCCUCGCGACCGUGGUAAAGGAACUUCAGCGAGAGGUCAAGGCGAUGAAUGAUGCACAGUUGGAAUCCUCCAAAACUAAUGCGACCAAAUGACCAUAAACAAGUACGAUACCUUCCAUAGAAUCUCAUUUCACAUUGUCCAAUAAAUACUUUUCAAAUGUAUAAAUAAUGUAUAAUAUAUUUUGUUUAUUAUGUAAA
Molecule: messenger RNA, 632 nt
Organism: Pogonomyrmex barbatus (red harvester ant)
Lineage: Eukaryota; Metazoa; Arthropoda; Insecta; Hymenoptera; Formicidae
Product: mitotic-spindle organizing protein 1
Biological process (GO): gamma-tubulin complex localization; mitotic spindle assembly; microtubule nucleation by interphase microtubule organizing center
Cellular component (GO): centrosome; gamma-tubulin ring complex; spindle
Source: RefSeq, a predicted model, not a curated record